CUUUUGACUGGUAAAAAUUUAACUAAUCUCAAAAUGAAUAUGCAACUUAAUGAAUUUGAUACAGUGAUGGAACAGAUUGGUUUUGGAAAAGUUCACUGUUAUAUUAUGCUUACUUUGGGCUUGCUACAGAUGUUAACCAUACAUGAAACAAUGGGAAUGGGUAUUAUUGCACCUUCCGCGGUAUGCGAUCUUCGUAUGAGUCUUGUACAGCUGUCGACAAUAACAGCUGCGGCUUUUUUGGGCAUCAUAUGUUCUUCUUACUUCUGGGGCUAUAUUACGGAUAAAAUGGGUCGUCGAUGGAUUUUAUUACACACUAUAUCAAUUAGUAAUUUUUGCUCGAUAAUUUCAAUGUUUAUGGUCAGCUUUACCAGCUUUUUUGUAAUGCGGUUCCUCACAGUGUUGCUGGUCCCAGCUUUGUAGCUGUUACUUAUCUCAGCGAAUUUUGCAACAAACAAAUUUUAGCACGCGCUGUAACACACAUGUAUAUGUUUACAGGCUU
Drosophila arizonae is the source of this 499-nucleotide messenger RNA. Its product is annotated as synaptic vesicle glycoprotein 2C. Lineage: Eukaryota; Metazoa; Arthropoda; Insecta; Diptera; Drosophilidae. The record is from RefSeq and is a predicted model, not a curated record. Gene Ontology annotation, molecular function: transmembrane transporter activity. Gene Ontology annotation, cellular component: membrane. Gene Ontology annotation, biological process: transmembrane transport.